Periophthalmus magnuspinnatus is the source of this 1898-nucleotide messenger RNA. It is a transcript of the gene upf3a, whose product is annotated as UPF3A regulator of nonsense mediated mRNA decay. The transcript is spliced from 9 exons. NCBI's taxonomy places the organism in Eukaryota, Metazoa, Chordata, Actinopteri, Gobiiformes, Gobiidae. Gene Ontology annotation, biological process: nuclear-transcribed mRNA catabolic process, nonsense-mediated decay; positive regulation of translation. Gene Ontology annotation, molecular function: telomeric repeat DNA binding. The coding region runs from base 34 to 1437 and encodes 467 amino acids. Gene Ontology annotation, cellular component: nucleolus; cytoplasm. The record is from RefSeq and is a predicted model, not a curated record.
GUGUUAACGCGGUGAAGAGGGAAAUGGAGAGAAAUGAGGUCUGAAAAAGACCAAAUGCCCGUGGCCAAGGAGAAGGGCAGUGUGGAGAUCCAGUUUCGAGACAUCCCGAGUGAGCAGGACAACACGAGCGCGAACGCCAAGCACAAAGAAGAGAAGAAAGAGCUGUUCACCAAGGUGGUGAUCCGCAGGCUUCCUCCGAGCAUCUCAAAGGAUCAACUUGAAGAACAGCUCAGUCCGCUUCCCUUGUUUGAUUAUUUUGAGUUCUUUCCAGCAGAUCAAAGUCUGUACCCGCAUCUAUUUUCUCGGGCGUACAUUAAUUUUAAAAACCCUGAAGAUAUCCUGCUGUUCCGAGACAGGUUUGAUGGAUAUGUCUUCAUUGAUAACAAGGGCCUUGAGUACCCAGCAGUGGUGGAAUUUGCUCCCUUCCAAAAAAUCUCCAAGAAGAAACUUAAGAAAAAAGAUGCUAAAGCUGGAAGCAUCGAAGAAGAUCCAGAAUAUAAACGAUUCUUAGAAAAUUACUCCUGCGAUGAGGAGAAGUCAAUGGCCAAUCCUGAGACUCUGCUGGGAGAGAUCGAAGCCAAAACGAAGGAGCUCAUUGCCAAACGGACGACGCCCCUCUUAGAGUACAUCAAAAAUAAGAAAAUAGAGAAACAGAGAAUAAGAGAGGAGAAGAGAGAGGAGAGACGGAGACGCGAACUGGAGAAAAAACGCCAAAGAGAAGAAGAGAAAAGGAAGAGACGCGAGGAGGAGAGACGCAAACGCAAAGAGGCUGAGAAGCAAAAGAAACUGUCUGAGAAGGACAUCAAAAUAAAGCUUUUGAAGAAGAGCGACAGAGACGACGACGUGGAUUCAGAUCGAACGAAGGACAAGAGUGAUCCGGGAGAGACGGAACGACAGAACAAGUGGGAAAAGAGUGGGAAUCAGAUGAAGUCCAAGGAAUUUAAAGAAAACAGGGGUCAGCCUGAGAGCGACAAAGAGCAGCAGCAGCAGCACAACAGCCGCAGACAGAGAGACAAGGACCACAGGCUCAAAGAUGAGGAAAGAAAACGCCAAAGACACCAUUACGAGUUUGACAAGUUCAUGCGGCGUAAAGAGGAGACCAAAUGGGGAAAAGGAUACUGCCAAGACAGAGAGGAGAGGAGGAAGAAAGAGGGGCACCAUCACAGCUACAACUACUGUCCCGAUAAUGGAGACAAACUCGGAAAAGACGACCGCGAUGAGCUGAGUAACAGAAAGGAGCGCCUCCGAAACAAGGAUCGUCCAGCCAUGCAGCUUUACCAACCCGGCGCACGAAAUCGCAAACGCAUGAGCUCGUCGGGCAAAGGCUACGACUGCGUCCCGGUGGGUCACUCCCCUGAACCUACGGCUGACCACUGCUACGAGGCGCCGGGGAUGGGUUUGGACAAGGCGUUUGAAAAGGGAAAAGAUGAACAGUGAGUGGGAACGUGAUUUUGUGGGAUUUUAUUGUGGCUGAUAUUAAAAUUAACUGUUGUUUUUUUUUGGUAAAUAUAUUUCUGAGCUGUUCCUCAUGUCAUUUUGAUCACACAUUGUUUGGUUUGACAUAUUUUUGGAAAUCCAUCGGCGAUAAAUCAACAACAGUAGCACUUUUUUUGUUUUGUUUGUGAAGGGUUUUUCCCGUUUAGGCAGCUAGAAGUGUGUUUGUUUUCAGCCUUGAGGUGUGACUUGUGACUCCCUCUGUUCAACAACACAAAACAUUCUAUAAAUAAGAAAUAUAAGGUGUAUUUUAUGUGCUAUUUGGAUGCGUUAUGGUGAUAAUCUAUAGCAGUCUCCUUCAAUUUUGUACAAAAACAGGCCAAAAACCUGCCAGUUCAUGCAUGUAACUGCUCUGAAAUGUCCUUUGUGUUACGUUUUGAUUAAAAGCCUUAUUUUACCCGUGC